GCUGUCCCAUGCCUCGCACACUCACACACUCACACACGUACACUCCUCUGGCAGAGUGUGAACUGGGAGAACUUCUGUGGAGAACAGACCCCGAGGAUGGGGGUGAAGACUCAGGGCUGUUUCUCGUGGUACGGAAGGAGGAAAGAGCGGAAAAGAAGCAAAAACAGUCAGGAAGAAGCCCCUGCGUCCCCCACCCCUCAGGAGGAGAAGCCCAGACUCCGCUCCACCAAUUCUGUGGGCAGUGAUACGGACGGCCAGCAGACCCGGGCCUACUUCAGCGGCAAAGCCAGGGUGUCCUUCCGCCACGAGAUGGACUCCGCCAUGUUUGUGAACGACUCCACCUUCUGAACCCUCUCCGGGGGCCACUUAUGGGAUCUGGGGGCUUCUUCUUGCGCCAGAGUCCUGAAGGACUACUCCACUUAGGGACUGCAAUCUCAUCAUCCUCACUCAGAUACCAUGGAGGUUCUGUCCAGGACGCUCACAGGUGCAGCACUCAGCAUCCACCAGCAGGUGACGCCACUGAUUGUGAUGCAUCUGUAUAGGCUUCUAACAGAAGUGACACCUAGUGGCUGCAGCCAGUACUGCACUCGCCUCACUUUCCCAGACUUACCGGACUAUCAGGUGCCGGAGUAACAGACUUAUUUUUCUUAAGAAAAGGUCGAUGCCUGCGUCUGACAACUGGAGUCACCACAAGUCCCAGCACGACCGCCGAGAGUCAGAAUGGUGCAACAGUUUGUAAACUUAGAGAUUUUCGUGUAUAUUCAUAAAAAAUAAUAAAACGUUUUUU
Bufo gargarizans (Asiatic toad) is the source of this 787-nucleotide messenger RNA. RefSeq lists its product as uncharacterized. The transcript has 3 exons. The coding region runs from base 97 to 348 and encodes 83 amino acids. The record is from RefSeq and is a predicted model, not a curated record. NCBI's taxonomy places the organism in Eukaryota, Metazoa, Chordata, Amphibia, Anura, Bufonidae.